Coregonus clupeaformis (lake whitefish) is the source of this 1497-nucleotide messenger RNA. RefSeq names its product prolyl 4-hydroxylase subunit alpha-2. Lineage: Eukaryota; Metazoa; Chordata; Actinopteri; Salmoniformes; Salmonidae. Bases 41 to 1114 code for a protein of 357 amino acids. Gene Ontology annotation, biological process: peptidyl-proline hydroxylation to 4-hydroxy-L-proline. Gene Ontology annotation, molecular function: procollagen-proline 4-dioxygenase activity; L-ascorbic acid binding; iron ion binding. The record is from RefSeq and is a predicted model, not a curated record. The transcript has 10 exons. Gene Ontology annotation, cellular component: endoplasmic reticulum.
UGUGCCGCUCUUGGAUCCAGAUGAGUCCUUCCACAUUGCCAUGGUGGCCCUGCAGAACCACAAGUCCCAGUAUGCCCUGCUCUGGCUCCAGGAGACCUUCAGGCAGCUGGAGGAGGGCAUCCCAGCCCUGGUGACCAGGAGAGAGGUUCUGACCUACCUGGGUCCCCUAGCCUUUCAGAUGGGCAAUCUGCCUCUAGCAUUGGAGCUAAUGCAACAGUUGCAGGAGCUGGACCCCAGUAGCAUGCAGACCAUGGUGCACCUGGCCUACUACAGAACCCUGAGAGAGAGCAUCCAGUGUGGGAGCCAGACACAAACACCCUCAUUGCCCUCAGAUGCACCCGUGGACAUCUUAACACUAAUCAAACCAGCAAGCGAAACCUCAUACGAAUCUCUUUGCAGAGGGGAGGGCAUCAAAAUGACCCCAAGGAGAGAGAAGACAUUGCGGUGCAGGUACAGCACUGGUAGAGGCAAUCCUCGGCUCAUCUAUGCCCCUAUAAAAGAGGAGCAGGAAUGGGACCAUCCACUAAUAAUACGAUAUCAUGACCUUGUAUCUGAAAGGGAGAUUGAGACCAUAAAAAACCUAUCCAGAUCAAAGCUUGACAGAGCAAAGGUGUCAGACCAUGUCACAGGGGAAAGAUUUUCAACUGAAACCCGUGUGGCUAAAAGUGCUUGGCUGGCUGAUGAGGACAACCCUGUCAUUUCCCGUGUUACCCAGAGAAUGGCUGACCUGACUGGGCUGGACAUGAAGGCAGCAGAGAUGCUCCAGGUUGCAAAUUAUGGGAUUGGGGGCCAAUAUGAACCACACUUCGACUACAAGCUGACCAAUGACACAGACUACAUGACGAGGGGUGGCAGGAUCGCAACCAUCUUAAUCUAUAUGAGUGAUGUGGAAGUGGGUGGAUCGACUGUGUUCCCUGAUAUAGGCGCUGCUCUACGACCACACAAGGGUUCAGCGGUGCUGUGGUACAACCUUUUGCAGAAUGGAGAGGAGGAUGCUAGGACCCUACAUGCUGCAUGCCCUGUGUUUGUGGGCAAUAAAUGGGUUGCCAAUAAAUGGGUACGGGCCCAUGGACAGGAGUUUAGGAGAAGAUGCUCUUUGUCCCAGAUGGACUGAGACUGGAGGCAGGAUGGAUUCUCCCCUCAGCUUACCUACACAUUCCUGCACAUUUUAUCAUUGUUACUCUCCUUGGCCUCAGCUGGCCACCUGUGGGAGGGACCCAGUGAAUCCCACAAAAAGCACCUUUCAAGUGUUUGUGCAGUGAAGCAGGACAAGAUGUCAACAAUACCAAGCUGACAUUUUAACCUGUGUGCCACUUAGUUAUUUUUGACAUUAAUUGUCAAGGAUUAUAUGGUUAGCCAGGUAGUCCAUAGAGUAGUUUACGUGAUUGAUUUGAUAAACAUUGAAAUGUGUCUCAACAUCUCUGCAAGAUCUGCAUUCUCAAUGUAAAAUACAAAUACAUUGUAGAAGACAGAGUAAUAAAAUAUUUGGACCAAGAA